Messenger RNA from Paramecium sonneborni, 1080 nucleotides. Lineage: Eukaryota; Ciliophora; Oligohymenophorea; Peniculida; Parameciidae. The record is from the annotation of a GenBank genome assembly.
AUGGCUUUUGUAUAUCAAGCAGAAAGAGAUAUUAACAAUGCAUCUGGAGCUUUGCCAUCUAAUGUAGGUCCUGGAAGUUACAUAGAAAAUAAAAAAUAUGAAGUUCGAGCUCAUGCUGCUCCAUUUAAUACACAAGUUGCAAGAAGCAAACCAUUAAAAAAAAGCAAUUCACCUGGUCCUGGCAGUUAUAAUGUUGAAUUUGUCACUGAAGGGUAUUAAUAAUUUUUAAUUGUGAGUUAACGAGUUGUUUUAUAAUCAGCACAAUCUGAAGUCAAAAUUGUAGAAUAAUAAAAACAACAAUCAGUUUUUAUGUCAUAAACAAAAAGAUUUUAGGAACCUAAAAUGUUGGAAACUCCAGGGUAUCAUUUUAAAUAUAUUUGAGUCCUGGUGCUUAUGAUUCUACAUAACAAAAGAAAAUGGUUUAAUAACAAUAUACAUCCUAAAAUUAUAUUGAUCAUCUAAUGAAACUAAAUAAAUAUUAAUCAAUACCAUCUAUUCNUAUAAGAAUCGAAAUCUUUACCUUCGAGAUAGCGAGCAUAAACAAUCAAAUCCUCAAAACAUUCUAGGUAAUUAAUCAAAUAAGUUGUAGAUCUUUCAAUAAGGUGGAAUCUUCUAUGAAGAUCUAAUUAGACUAAGUAAGUAAACAUGUAAUUGAAAACAAAGAUGACUUUAUCGAUCAAGAUACUCCAUAAUAUUUAUAUUCCAAGCUAUUUAAAGUAUGUAAUUUUAAACAAAUAGGCAUAUUAAAAACUGAUGACUUUAAUUGAAAACUAGCAUGAAGAUGCUUAUUUAAACAAUCAAUUAAUUAGAAAAUUAGGCCCUUAAAUCUAAAAUAUUUUUGAAGUUUCCUGGCUUUUGAUGUAAUAAACAAAAGCAUCUAAAGAAAUUGAUGUAAAUGAUAGAGCUAAAAAGCUAAUAUCGUCUAAAUUUAGCAGAUUCAAAAACCAAAUCUAACAAGAGCAAGAAUCAAAUGGAGAAGUUGAUCCACAAGAUAUUGAAAUAUAGUUUAGUCCAAAAACAUCCUAAAAUUAAACCAUUUUGAGACGAGUUAUUGGAAAAAGAAAUUCGAACGAAUUUUGA